Molecule: messenger RNA, 831 nt
Organism: Drosophila ananassae
Lineage: Eukaryota; Metazoa; Arthropoda; Insecta; Diptera; Drosophilidae
Exons: 3
Coding region: 1-831 (276 amino acids)
Molecular function (GO): nucleic acid binding
Source: RefSeq, a predicted model, not a curated record
AUGGGCGAUCUUCCAAAGGAGAGAGUGGAAGGUUAUCAAGUCUUCGAUGUAACCGGCAUCGAUUUUUGCGGUCCUUUCUUCUAUAAGUCGGAGGUUCGCAACAAGGCUCCCAUAAAAUGUUACAUUAGCGUCUUCAUUUGUUUCACGACAAAGGCCGUCCAUUUAGAGCUGGUGAGGGAUCGGUCCACCGCCGCCUUUCUGCUUGCACUGAGGAGAUUUAUUUUUAUCAGGAAGAAGCCUCGACAGAUCUGGUCCGACAACGCCACCAAUUUCGUUGGAGCCAAAAAUCAGUUGAGCGAAUUAAAGAGACUAUUUCUUGGCGACGAGCACCAGAGAGCUGUCUUGGAUUUUUGCCUUCCAGAAUCAAUCGAGUGGAAGUUUAUCCCUCCCCGUUCUCCCCACUUUGGCGGCUUGUGGGAAGCUGCUGUAUCCGCCAAGUAUCAUUUUUAUAGAGUCGUGGGCUCGGCUGUACUAAAGGCCGACGAUUUGCAGACGCUGGUGUACAAUAUUGCUGCAGGCCUCGUCUUUCUUCAGCAGUGUUUCUGGUCCAGAUGGAAGGAAGAGUAUUUAACCCUGUUGCAGCAACGGUCCAAAUGGCGCAUCCCUGGUCAAGGCAUAGCAGUAAAUGACAUCCUGCUGGUGAAGGACGAAAACUUGCCUCCAAUAAAGUGGCCCCUGGCGAGGGUGUCGGAAAUGGUCGUCGGAGAUGACGGAGUGUGUCGAGUGGCGCUGCUGAGCUACGGAGACGGGCAGUCAACAAAUUGUUCGGGAAGAGAUAAUAGUCCGAGGGAGCCAAACCGGGUGAAUAAGUUGGAUGCCGAAGAAUUUUGA